AUGGCGCGACAAUCGACAAUCGUGCGGCGCGACUGUGGUGACGGCGCUGCGAACAAAUCGAGUGAUAAACCUGCGACGCUCCGCCAAUCAGAGCGCGCCAAUACGCCCACGAAAACCAACGGGCCACGCCGAUUGGCCAAGCAACUGCCAUUGCCUUACGGAUGUUAUUAUGCAGAAGGAGACCAACUGUUCGGAAUUCAAAAUAAGAAUUUAAGCGUUUACCAGCCAAGUCACAAUGCAAAUUGGUUGCGCGUAUUGCGCGGCGUGGUCUCCGCGCUUUUAAAAGUCUCACCAUAUAUGAUGAGAGAUGGACCAGAGCUUUUCGAAGAUUUCAUACGGGUUCAUAGUAAAGUUUAUUCCAGCAAAGCCGAGAAAGCAAAGAGAUUUGACAUAUUUUUGCAAAAUUUAAAAGACAUCAACGACUUGAAUUCGAAACAUGAAUAUGCUGAAUUUGGUAUUACCAAAUUCAGCGACUUGACACGCGAUGAAUUCUUGAAGAGAUAUUCCUGUUUAAUACCACAAAGUGAUCAUGCAGAUCAUUGCAGACAUAGUGAUAAUUUUAGAAACGAAAACGAUGAGGUAGCAAUUCCUUCAGAAUUUGACUGGCGUCAAAAAAACGUGGUAACUCAAGUAAAGGAUCAAGGAGCUUGUGGAUCUUGUUGGGCUUUCAGUGUUACUGGUAACGUGGAAAGCAUAAACGCAAUCAAAACUGGCCAGUUAUUGCUAUUGUCUGAACAACAACUGGUUGAUUGUGACAAAGGAAACAUGGGAUGCAAUGGAGGCUACCAGAAUGUGGCUAUACAGUACUUUAAAAACCAAGGUGCAAUGUCAGCCACGAGUUACCCAUACACAGCCAUAGAUGGCAACUGCAAAUAUAACGCAGAGCAAGUAGUCGUUAAUGUAACAGAUUGCUUAAAAAUACAAACAGCUAAAGAGGAUGACAUAGCUGAACAGUUGGUUAAAAUCGGCCCACUUUCAAUAAGUAUCGAUGCUUCAAGUUUGAUGAAUUAUCAAAAGGGAAUUAUUAAUGGACAAAGUUGCAGUGGUUUUGAGCUCAACCACGCUGUGCUCUUAGUUGGUUAUGGAACAGAUAAUGGCCUUCCAUAUUGGCUGGUAAAGAACUCUUGGGGCGGUUUCGGAGAGAAAGGCUACUUCAGGAUGCAAAGAGGAGUGAAUUGCCUGAAUUUCAUGAACGACGCGGCAUACUCGGCUGUUGUUGGAUGAUGUUGGAACAAUCAUUUUUCAAGUAAAACAGCUAAAAAAGAUAAUUAGUUUUAAACGAUUUGACUUACCGACCAUGAUAAUUUUAUUUUAUAAAAUAUAUGUAAUUAGAAACGUACCAUUAAGUGCAUUAAAAUAAUAAAAAAUAAAUAUAUUUUGAUUGUAUGUAAAACUAUUAUGAAUCAAUUGAUCGAUACAUAAAAAAUAAAGUAACUUGGAUGG
Messenger RNA from Bicyclus anynana (squinting bush brown), 1443 nucleotides. RefSeq names its product digestive cysteine proteinase 1-like. Gene Ontology annotation, cellular component: lysosome. Lineage: Eukaryota; Metazoa; Arthropoda; Insecta; Lepidoptera; Nymphalidae. Gene Ontology annotation, molecular function: cysteine-type endopeptidase activity. The record is from RefSeq and is a predicted model, not a curated record. The coding region runs from base 1 to 1224 and encodes 407 amino acids. The transcript has 7 exons.